Molecule: messenger RNA, 1422 nt
Organism: Miscanthus lutarioriparius
Lineage: Eukaryota; Viridiplantae; Streptophyta; Magnoliopsida; Poales; Poaceae
Source: the annotation of a GenBank genome assembly
AUGGGCAAGGCGGGCCGGUGGCUCAGGAACUUGUUCCUGUCCGGCAGGAAGGGGAGGAAGGCCAAGGACAGGGCUGCUGACGCCGACUGCCAGUCGGUGCUGUCGGCGCCGCUGCCCUCGCAAGCGGCGACAGCGACACCGUCAGGGAGGGAGAAGAGGCGGUGGAGCUUCCGCCGGACGGGCGCAGGGGCGGGCGCGGGCGCGUCCGGUGGCGCACAGGGACAGGGCCUGCUCGCGUCCUCGUCGUCGCACUGCUUCUCCGAGGCCGAGGUGCAUGUCGUCGUCGUGGCGCAGGAGCAGGACCAGCAGCAGCAGGUCGCAGCCGCAGCCGCCGUCGUCCCUGAGGCCGCGUCGUCCACCGCGGGUGCGGUCGUCACGCUUCCGGCAUCGGGGAGGAGGAGCGCCGGUCGUGACGCGGAGGCCGCGGCAGCGGUCAGGAUCCAGGCCGCCUUCCGAUCGUACCUGGCGAGGAAGGCGCUGUGCGCGCUGCGGGGGACGGUGAGGCUGCAGGCGAUGGUGAGGGGCCAGCUGGUGCGGCGCCAGGCCAACCUGACGCUCCGUCGCAUGCAGGCGCUCGUCCACGCCCAGCGCCGCGCGCGCGCCGAGCGGCUGCUCCUCCUCGAGGUCGAGGACGUCGCCUCCUCCAGGCAGCAGGCCGCCGCCGCCGCCACGCCGCGGCCCCCGCCGAGCCGGCGCUCGCCGCAGCACCCGCGGUCCCGGAAGCCACAGGAGGCGGCGGAGAGGGGUUCGGAGGAGAACGACGUCCGGAUCGUGGAGGUGGACGACGACGCGCCGAGGGCGGCCCCGCGGCGGAACAGCAGCUACUGCCACUACUCGACGUCGACGACGACGCCGAGCCGCACGCCGGCGAAGGCCGAGCUGCUGUGCCAGAAGGUCUCGCCGACGCCGUCGGCGCUGACGGACGUGAGCGCACGGACGCUCAGCGGCCGUUUCGACGACGCGUCCUUCACCUCCGCGUUGGAGCCGGUGCCGACGCCGGUGCCGAGCCGGCGCAGGGCGUGGCGCGCGGACCUGCCGUCAUUUCCGAGCUACAUGGCUAACACGGAGUCGUCGCGCGCCAAGGCGCGGUCGCAGAGCGCGCCGAGGCAGCGCCUCUCGUCGGCGUCCGAGACGGCGGCGCUGGCGGCCGCGGCCUCGCCGUCGCCGUCGUGCUGGGAGCGCCCGCCGUGCCGGGGCGGGGGUGGGGGCGGGGACGGGAGCAGCGCGCGGCGCAGGGCGUCGCUUGACCCGCUGGACCUGCCCGGCGGUGGCGCGCCGUCCCGGUGCAUGGAGCGGUGCGCGUCGCGGGCGCGCGCGAGCACGAUGUCGUCGGUCCCCGGCAGCGAGUGCGGGUCCUCGAGCACCGUCGGGCACCGUGGCAGCGCGCGCACGGGCCGUGGCCAUGGCAUGGGCGACUACUGA